Messenger RNA from Leguminivora glycinivorella, 2345 nucleotides. RefSeq names its product T-cell immunomodulatory protein. The record is from RefSeq and is a predicted model, not a curated record. Gene Ontology annotation, cellular component: plasma membrane. The coding region runs from base 97 to 1869 and encodes 590 amino acids. The transcript is spliced from 2 exons. NCBI's taxonomy places the organism in Eukaryota, Metazoa, Arthropoda, Insecta, Lepidoptera, Tortricidae.
UGUACACAACACAGUUAAGUUUAAUAAAAACGUAAUUUACAAAACAGGCAGUGGAGUUAUCACAUAUGUGUUACAAUAUAUAUUACGAUUUUUAAAAUGAUCCUAUCACAGUCAAAAUGUUUUAUGUUCAGCAUUUUGUUUACGUCUUGUUUGUGUAUAAGUGAUAUGACUGAGAACUCUUUUGGCAAAUUUAAAGAAGGGAUUAUAGGUGCAUUUGGAGAUUUCAACUCAGAUGAACUGACGGAUGCCUUUGUUAUUAAGAAUGGUUCUAGUGUGGAAGUUUAUCUAGCGCAUGACAAAGAACCCUUUUUAAGGCCUUCGAUAUUCUCAUGCAAUUUCAGCAACAUUUUUGUGACAAGUGUAGUGCCUGGAGAUUACGAUGGUGACGCCUAUAUGGACAUUCUAUUGACCACACAGACUGUGAACACUAACAAAUCCGAAGUUCAUGAAGUGCGGAUUAUAUGGGGUGGUUUGGCAAACCUAAAUUGUUCAGAUGCUCUUUUAGUAAAAGCCGUAACAGUUGGACAGCCUCUAGUGAUGGACUACAACCGUGAUAUGACCCUAGACCUUUUUGGGCUUAACACUCAGAACCAAAGAGUUUUUUGGGUAUUUGAUAAGACAAGGACUACACCAAAAGAAAUCCCAAUGGGAGAUACUUUAUUCAAACCCAUAAAACUGCCUCACUCACAUUCUUUUCUUGAUGUCAAUGAUGACGAUGCGGCCGACCUCUUAGUGACUACUAAGUUGGAUGUUGAGUUAUGGCUGAGUAAAGAAAAUGAUGGCUUCAGAUUCAACAACAGCAUUGAACUGCUUGUUGGACACCCAACAAUUUAUGGUCAAACACUGUUUCUGGAUGUAGCACUAUCUGGAGAAUUCUUUUUAGUUAUACCUGUAUGCUACGACACACAGUGUAUCAAUAGUACCAUCUUGAUUUAUGACAAUCACCAGUGGCAUGAUCUUCACGUAGACUUCAAUGAUGGCAAAGGGACAGUGUGGCGGUUUGUGCCUCCUCGAAAUGAAUUGUACUUGGAUGUAAUAACAAUGAGAAGUGGAGACUAUAACAUGGAUGGGUAUCCUGAUAUUCUCAUGACUCUCAGUCCAGUAAAUAGUAAUGAAACAAGAUCAUUCCUUCUUCACAAUGUUGCCUGCACAUAUGCUGAAUGUAAAUUCUACCGAACAUUUCAAGUUCAAUGGGAUAUCUUUAAUACCUUUGGGAAUAAUAUUGUUAUGGCUACAUUUUAUGACUUUUAUAUGGAUGGUGUACUAGAUAUAAUUUAUGUAAAGAAAAAUUCUACAACUCAAAAGUACACAAUGCAUGCAUAUAGAAAUGAAUUAGAAUAUGAUACCAAUUUCAUAAAAGUCAUUGUUGUAACUGGAUUGACUAAUAAAAAAGUGCCUGUCAUAAAUGGUACUCUGUAUAAUAGAAAAUUAACAUUUGGAACAAACUUGCCUGGCCCCAAGAUAAGCUACAACACAUGGUCACAAGAAGGAACCUAUAGGACAGGGGCUUGUGCUCAGUUGUCUCAGUCUGCAUACAAUGCGCUGCAGCUUCCAUAUUCUAUAUUUGGGCUUGAUAGGACUCCUAACUUUGUAGACACUUUAAAUGUAGGUCUCUCAGGAUUUUCCAAAAGUUGGACUCAAAUAAUACCCAAUUCUCAAAUAGUGGUGAUUCCUGCUCCUCCAAAUGAUCCGUCACAGUGGAGAGCUCAGUUGUUUGUAACUCCAAGUAAACUAAUUUUAAAGAGUGUGUUUGUUCUGACUGCUAUUAUUGUAACUAUAAUAGGUUGUGUAUUAUAUUUACAUUGGAAAGAAAGAAAUGAUCGUGAUGAUAUCAUUGAAAUUGAUGAUAACACCUAUGCAAAAAUUUAAGACAAGGAAUACCCAUAUACUAGUUAUGAAUGUAUUAUUCCAUUAUUUAUUAUGUAAAUACUUGCGGAUACCUGUUAACUUUUACAGGAAUGCAUCAUUUAAUAUUUUACAGAACACAGUGUUUGUAAUAGAUUAAUAUUAUAUAGUUUAUUAAAAAACACAAUCCACCUAAUGAGAGUACUAUAGGCGAAUGAUACCCUUUUAAAGAAUUGUUAUUAACUGUAAUACACAUACAUAUUUACAGACUGCUUAUCAAAGAAAACCUUUCAUUUGUUUUCAAAGUAUUCAAGUAAGGAAAACAUAUGGGUAUUCAAAUGUGUUCCUUAUAGUGUAUAUAUACUUAAUAUACUUAUGUAUGUAGUGUUUAUAUACUUAUGUAUGUUGUACUGUAUAUUUGAAAUAAUUUGAGUGUUACCUGUAUAGUUAGCAACAGAAGAGAGUUCAUGGUUUUUGCUAGAUGACGGUGUACUUCAACA